GACUCGACGAAUCAGGUGGGCCCCAGACAAUUACAGUCGGGACCCAUCGCCUACACGACCAUGAAGCUGAUGAAGGUGGUGGGCUUUUCCGCUGGAAGCACCAUGAUGGGCAAUCUCGGCCAAGGCAACUACGUUGCAGCGAAUGCCUUCGUGGACCUUUUUCCCUACCGUCUUCGGCCUGAGCCGCCUGGAAUGCAGCAUGGGCUCGAGGGAAGCGGGAA
Molecule: messenger RNA, 221 nt
Organism: Durusdinium trenchii
Lineage: Eukaryota; Dinophyceae; Suessiales; Symbiodiniaceae
Source: the annotation of a GenBank genome assembly